AUGACGGACACGCAGCAGACAGCCGCGCCCCAAUUCGUCCCGCGCUUUCGCAGCGACGUCUACCCUUUCAUCUCGCCGUCGAAAUUCAGGGGCUCGCUGAAGGACAAGGUGGCUAUCAUCACGGGUACCGCCGGCGCCAUAGGCCAGGCACUCGCCGAGUCGUUCGCCGUGGCCGGCGCAAAGCUGGUGUUGACGUACAAUAAGACGGUGCCGCCGCCGGCGCUGACGGAGCGGUGUCUCCGCUUUGGGGCGGGCGCGGUCGAGUUUGUCCAGUGUGAUGUUGCGCAGCUGGAGGGGUGUGAGGCGCUUGUAAGGAAGACACUGGACCUCCACGGCAGGGUAGACAUCCUGGUCAACAACGCGGGCGCCAACGGCCUUGGACCGAUGUACGCCCAAGACCCGCGCGACUUCAUCCACGACAUGGCGGUCAACUUCCAUGGGCCGUACUACCUCAUGCGGCUGGUGGUGCCCGAGUUCCGCCGCCAGCGCAGCGGGUGCGUGCUCAACAUCGCCUCCCGCGCCGGCACCGUGGCCAUCCCGUACAGCACGAGCUACUGCGCCAGCAAGGCCGCGCUGAUCAACCUGACCGCGUGCGUGCAGAAGGAAAUGGACGUCGAGGGGCUCGACGACGUGCACCUGUACGCGCUGCACCCGGGCGGCAUCAAGAGCGCCAUGACGCUGAAGAAGUACGCCGCGGACUCGAUCUCGGCCCUCCCGCCCCCAGCACGAGCCUCCUUCGCCAACACGCUGGACGUGUACAACGACUCGCCCUACCUCAACGGCAUGGUGUGCGUGGCGCUGGCGGCGGGCGUGGCCAAGCGCGCCCUGCGCGGCCGCUACUUCGACGUCGGCCAGGACCUCGAGGACGUGCUCGCGCAGGAGGCCGCGCUGGCCGCCGACCCGGACCUGUACGCCCUGCACACCCGCUUCCUGGGCGGGCUGGCCAACGGCGGCGUGCCGCCCGGCGGUUACCGGGGCGCGGAGGAGGGUGCGUGGGAGUUUCCUGGGUUUUAA
Molecule: messenger RNA, 1014 nt
Organism: Thermothielavioides terrestris NRRL 8126
Lineage: Eukaryota; Fungi; Ascomycota; Sordariomycetes; Sordariales; Chaetomiaceae
Exons: 5
Coding region: 1-1014 (337 amino acids)
Molecular function (GO): oxidoreductase activity
Source: RefSeq, a predicted model, not a curated record